CCCAACAUACACGAGGGAAAAAAAAAAAAACUAAAAAGAAAAGAGAAAGACCAAAGCUUUAUCCUUUUUUAUAGGAUUCUCCAGUAAUUUCUAGUAGUAAAAAAGAAAAGGCGAAAUAUUUGUAGAUAUUUUUAAUUCUUUUAACCUUUAAGAAAAAAGAAAAUAAUCUCGUUUUUACCGGUUUAUAAGGAGAAGUUUGCAUUUUGAAAGCAACUCUGUUUGUAAAAGGCAGUUCUUUGUUUCCUUUUCUCACAGCUACAAGUCCUCGUCUCUCAAAUUUAGGGUUUUAUCUUAUCUCUAUAACUAAACAAAGAAACCCCAGAUUCAGUUUCAGUUUGCUGUGGCUUUUCUGCUUCUCUAAAGACCCUUUUUUUGGUUUGAGAUCUAAGGUAUUUUCAGAAACUGUGUUUAGAUUCUCCUCUGUAGGUUCCACUUUCUGUGUGAAAAUCUAAUCUUUGAGUUUCUUUUAGUGGGGGUUUGGUUCAGAUUGUUAAAAGAGUUUAACACUUUUUUGGCCAUUUGGAGUUUGUUAUGGAAAUGGGUUUGGGCAAAGUUUGCCGUGCUUCUUCACUGACAUUGAAGCAUGGUGUUGUGAAUGAGGAAGAAGAGUUAGGGUUAGGGUUCGUUAGAUACACUCGGGGUUUGGGAAGGAAAAGGGUUGGAAUAUCAAAUGAGAUGGAGGAAUCUUUGCCUCUCGAAUCUGCAACCAAAUUUCCAUUAUUGAAAAGGCAACGCAGUGAGAGGAUCAUGAUGAUGAUGAUGAUGAUGAUUGAUGAUUACCAUGAAAAAUCUACUCUUGAAUCACUUCCUCAAGAUGUUCUUAUUAGGAUAAUUUGUGGUGUGGAUCAUGAAGAUUUAAAGCAACUUUUUAAUGUUUCUAAAUCAAUCAGAGAAGCUACUGUAAUUGCGAAGCAGUUGCAUUUUGCUUAUAGCACACCAACAAAGACCAAGGCUUUUCGAACUUCCACUGAUUUCCAGGAAUCGAGUGAUUUAGACGAGAUUGAAGCACCGAAUGCACCAAGGCAAUGGCGGUCUCACAGGUCAAUCAACAGGAAGAAACUGGCAGAUAUUUCAGUGGCAUUGUUUGCUUGACACGAAAAAGAUUAAUUUUUGUAAAUAGCUUCUUGUUGUUGUAGAUUUGAAAGGGGUUAUCAGUGGAUCUGCUUGUCGGAUCUUUGUACAUGGGUGAGAUUCUUGACAAGCCAUUUCUUCAAAUGUUUCGUUGAAGAUUAGGUUUUUUGGCUUGUUUGUUUCUUUGUGUACAUGACAAAGUAAGGGAGAUUACAGAUUCGAAUGUAUUUGUUUGGAGGGAUAUCUAGACCCUUCUGAUGUGGUAAAGUUGUGAUUCGAGAUUGUACAGUUGAUUCUGCAUGAUCUUUUAUGCUUAAUAAGAUAAGAAUUGUUGAACUCUAGUAAUUUUUGUUUCGUUUGCUAAAGUUCCGUUUAAUGACCUGGCUUUAAUUUUAUGAGGAAAAUGAGGGAAAAUGUCUUCCAAAAGCUACUUUCAUGUUACCAAACGGAUCCUAGAUUUUGUUAGUUAUGUUUGGAUGUUGAAGCUCUAAAAAUCAAUGAUCUUACCAAGCUCUGUUUUUGCUUGGUGGUUAGUUGCUUUUGCAAAUUGCAAAGGAUGGUGGAUUCUCGAAGCUAAAUCAGAAAGUGGAUAAAGUUUCAAAAUUUGCAGAUUCCAUAUUUCCCCUGCUUCAUUGGAUUUACUACAUUUUUUUGCUGCUGAAUCUUGGUGUGUUUUACAAGCUGAACAAUUUUGGCUGCAUGAUCUGUUGUCUCAUGGUGUUUGCUUGAAAUGCAAUUUAAGACCCUUCUGUUUGCAGAUUGGAAGGUGUGUGUCCUUAGGCUUUGAAAAGUUAAUUUUAAGGUCUUACCCUUUGGGCCAUUAGUUCAGUGUUAUUGGGGUCAAAUUUAUGGCUGAAAAUCUCGAGUUCGAACCUCAAUCAUAGUCCAAAAUAAAAAAGAAAAGAAAAACGUGUUAUUCUUUAUAGAAACUUCUGGCAUUCGACUGUACAUCAUGGUUAGCCUCAUUUAUUUAGGGU
This is a messenger RNA of Durio zibethinus, 2048 nucleotides long. RefSeq names its product F-box protein SKIP27-like. The record is from RefSeq and is a predicted model, not a curated record. NCBI's taxonomy places the organism in Eukaryota, Viridiplantae, Streptophyta, Magnoliopsida, Malvales, Malvaceae. Gene Ontology annotation, molecular function: protein binding.